This is a messenger RNA of Porites evermanni, 1111 nucleotides long. Lineage: Eukaryota; Metazoa; Cnidaria; Anthozoa; Scleractinia; Poritidae. The record is from the annotation of a GenBank genome assembly.
AUGUUUACAAGAAUCGUUGCCAUUAUUUUUGUUGCGAAUUUCGGUAUCCUUGUCGCUGGUGGGUCCGUCAUAAAGCCCAAGCCGGGGAUACGAUUUCUUGAACCAAUUUUGAAGUGUUACGGAGAUGGGCAAAACGGUAAUAUGGGUCGCCCCCAAUCGGAUGACGAAAUCAUAAAAAUGGUCUGCCAGGAUAUGAAGGUAGGUACAGCGGUUACUACCAUUUACGUUGGGUCCCAAGCCUCUGUUUCAAAGCGAGGCUAAGUGCCAAACUAUUGAUUUGAAAAAAAAUGAUUUUUUAUUCUCAUUCGAUAAAACUCAUUUUCAAAAGAAAAGUUUUGCACUUUCCCUGUUAGCACUAAGUGAAACUGGCCACAAAAAUCGUCACAAUCACAGCUUUCAAAACAUGAACUAUCUCACUUAAAUCGAUGUACUGCACUUGUGGGAAUUCAACACACGACAUCGCAAAGACAAGUUAAUCAUGAUUUUUUUAUACAUUAUCAAGCUGCCUGAAAUAAUGACUGCAACAGAUUCCAGGGCAGAUUAAAAAUAUAUAUAUUUAAUUUGUUGGUUAAUUAUUAACAAACCCAGUCUUACUUCCAUUGAGGGGACGCUUGCCAUAGUCUCGAGGGUGUCCCCUGAGUUGAGGUUCCACUGUAGCUAACAAAAAACGUAUUCAAUAUUGCUGUCUGAUUAAGGAUAUGAAGAAUUUUGGAGAUAUUGAGGACGUUAUCCACCUCAGCCGUUAACACUAUCCUCCAUCAGCAAGCACAACUUCGUAUUUUCAUCCGAGCUAACCCAAAAUUUUUAAAAUAUUUUCCACCGGAAACCAGCCGAAAAUUUGACCAUGAAGCUAAGAUCAGAUAUCUACUGCCAAGUGAUUACGGAAGUGCAAAGCUUUCGUUUCGACUUCUUUUUGUGUUUUGUAUAUUUUCAGGAAUGGGAUCCAUGCCUUGCAGACGCCAUUAAAGCAGAACCAGCCCCUGUCCCUAAGGUUUUCAACUUCUUUGCCCUGACUGCAUACCAGACAAGCUAUCUUUAUAAGCGAUCAAAUCUGUGUCCAAAACUAACUUAUGGACGUGUAAAGAAAAUUACAGAGGACUCGGGUAAGUAG